This is a messenger RNA of Symbiodinium sp. CCMP2456, 4668 nucleotides long. NCBI's taxonomy places the organism in Eukaryota, Dinophyceae, Suessiales, Symbiodiniaceae. The record is from the annotation of a GenBank genome assembly.
AUGCUUCACGAAGGCUACCUGGGAGAAGAGGCCCAUCUUCGCAGCAACACGGAGUACGAAGUUCGCGUGAAGGAGUUCUGCCAAACCUACACGUCGAUCUACGAUCCAUGGGGAGGGUCGCGAGAGCGUGCGGAGUACCUGGACAGUCCCAUCCACUAUCUGCCGGCCGACCAGUUGCCCAGGACACUGGCUCCUGUGCCAACAUUGACACCCCUCAAUUUCAAGGUGAAUGAGACGGAUCACCAGUCCUUUAGACUCAGCUGGGAAGCCCAAAUCUCCAACGACUGCCGGUUCCGGAACUGGACCGUGGAGAUCCGGCUCGUCAUCCACUGCAUUGCCGGGGUCGGUUACACGAAUUGCACGGAGGUCGAAGACCAGCCCUGGGAAGUUCCGGGCACUUGUGUCAUCGAGGACAGGUCGGUUACCAGCUGCAAGGUGCAUAAUGUGAAGAGCUACAGCUUCUACGAGGUCAAGAUGCGGGAACGCUGUGCGCGACCUACGGAUAAAGAUGCCGGGGUCGGCCAAAGCAGCGAUGCGACGUCAGAGAGUGCGGAUGCCACACUGAUUGCGGAAGUGUGGCCCUUCCUGUCGGACGCGCCGGACAACAUGACCGUCACGUCUCCCGAGCCGUUCACGCUGAAUGUGAAGUGGGACCCCGGAGAUCCCCAGGAAUGUGUCUUCUCGCACUGGGACGUUCAGGUUCAGGCCUUCAAGCUGUGCCCAAGAUGCAUGGAAAUGCCUCGUUUCUCAACUGGAGUGCGCCAGGGCUCGCCGUCUCUUUGCUACUCUCCAUCAGUGGUCGUCCGCUCGACAGGUACGACCAUCGACUCCUGCCGUUUGGUCGGCCAACGAGACGUUGCAGAAUGCAACAUCACUGGGCUCAUCAGCAACGCCUUGUACGAUGUGCGGAUCGCAGAGCGAUGUGUGGAUGAACGUGCUGACAGCCCUUGGCUCGUGGAGCGGCUGCAGGCCACGAUUCCAGCUUGGGCCCUGAUGCCAUUGGGUCCCAACGUCAGCAACGUCACCACUACCACCAUGGACCUGGAGUGGGCUGCAAGUGAGCCGCGAGACUGCCUCUUCAGCUCCUGGAAGGUCGAGGUGAAGCCCACGGCCAUUACCGACGACGACUGGAUACCGGUACCAGAGUGCUCCCUCCCUGAUCGCGAUGCCACCUCUUGCCAGAUUGUGGGCCUGCAAAGCUACACCAGCUAUGACAUCCGGAUCCAAGAGACGUGCGUCCAUGACACCAGCAACAGUCCUUACUUGCUAGAGGAGAACUCGUUCACGACUCUGGUGGGGAGCGUCGUCUACGUCGGGACGAACCCCAACACCAACUCCAAGGCGAUUUUCUUCGGGUCGCGAGGUCUGAAUGCCUGUGCCUAUCACACCAAGUGCUGUGCGGACGAGUUCUCGCUCUGCUACAGCAGCCAAGAGGUGGAUGUUAUCCGGACCGACUUGCCGGAUGCUGGCUGGGGGCAGGACCUGUACCUUUCUUGCGUCGCGGAUACUGUGCCCCAGGACGACAUGAAGCGCAUCGUGGCGCGCCCACCGGCAAAGCUCGAAGCUGUUGAUCGCACCGCGAACUCCAUCGGCCUGGUUUGGCUCCCCUACGGCUCCGGCGGGUACAUGAGUGACUGCUACUGCUCCGAGUGGAAUAUCUUCGUUCGGCGACAAGGUACCACAGAGUGGUUGCUCUCUCCAGACUGUGGGAACAUGCCUUUCUCCCAGAGCAGCUGCACAGUGCAGAAUCUGGAAGACAACUGGCUCGCUCCAAACACCGUCUACGAGAUUCGCGUGCGGCAAACUUGCAGCUUCGAUCGCCUCAGCAGCCCGUACAAAGAGAUCCAGGUUCCCACAUUACCUGGCUGUACCUUCUCCCAGCACAGCGGCCGAGACGACUACUUCGUUUGCGCGGACGGUUUCUUCAGCUUCAUCUUUGAUGGCGGUCGUUUCGAUGGCGAUGGAACAGGAUGUUGGCGACGUGGAGGACGAGCCCGAUGUGCCAAAAACUUUCCGUAUAUGUGCGCCAGUCCGGACAGCUGCGCCAAGGUCGAUAGUCUUCAGACUGGCGGCGUCAGAGCGGACCACUGCUGCAUGACGGAACCUUGCGGCUCGCGGAAUGGCGGCGACCGGGUGUGCUUGGUGCGUCCACUACCACCCGCCGACAUCGUCGUGACCUCCCCCUCGCCGUACUCGCUGAUGGUAGACUGGCAGGAACAAGACUUCGCAGACACGACCUACUAUCCUUGCAGCUUCCGCCGCUGGCAAGUCGACCUGAGCCAGUACUUCUUCGAACAUUGGAGCUCGGAAUGGACAGCUGCGCCGGAGUGUUACAUCGAGGAGCGAAGAAGGUCCCAUUGCACCAUCACAGGCUUGGAAAGCAACGCUCGGUACUAUGUGCGAGUCAGAGAGGUCUGCGAGGAUGACGCCCUCAACGGAGACUACCUGCAGCACCCUGGGCUGGUGCAGGUGAAUCCCUUGCCGGCUGGUGCAGUGACCGAUGUCAUCGAGGCUCAUCGGGACAUCUACUGGAUCAAUGCUCGUGGUGAGACCCGCGCUUUCACCACAGUCGGACAGCCGCGAUUGCCGGCGUACCUCAACAUGACCGGAUUGACAGACGGCACCGUGUUCCAGAUCUUCGUAACGGAAGUGUGUGAAAAUCCCCUGGCCAACAGCGCAGCCGUGGAAGCGCUUGUCUCCUCCCGGCCGAACCCAGCACAGGACCCACAGCAGCCCACAGUCACGGCGGCAGGACCCUACUGGCUCAAUGUGGAGUGGUCUGCUGGCCAGCCCGGGACCUGCAGCUUCCUCUCCUGGGACGUGACCGUUCGGAAGACAGGCACUGAGCAGUUCGACAGCGUGGCCGUCUGCAGUGAGACUGCCGAAAGCACCACCAGCUGCAACAUCACAGAGAGCUAUUCCUGUUUUCAAGACCGGAAGUACAGCGGAUUCUAUGAUGUCUGCAUUCCUGGGGUGGCAUGCCCAAUCACUGAUGUGCAAAGUGCCACAGACUGCAAGCUCCUCUGCAGCUACGAGCCGGCCUGCCGUGCACUGCGCUUUCAGGCAGCGUAUGGCCAUUGCUGGCUCAUCGACAGCAGCUACAAUCCGCUGGAGGACAAUCCUAUCUACCAGACGACAGGCUGUGCACGGAAUUUGGGACUCGCCAGUCUCACGGGCUACGAGGUGCAGGUUGCUCAUCGCUGCACCGAUCCUGAGGCAGACAGCAGUCCUGCCAUCGUAGAGCCGGGCUUAGCGCCCAAUCACACCACUGUCGGGCACGCGACGCAGCCGGAGGAUGUCGAAGAGCGUGCGGUGCAUGGCCGCACUAUCAGGAUUCACUUCGUCCCUGGAGUUCUGCGAGACUACAUGCCGAUCCGCGAUGGUGGCCCUCGAUUGGAGAUGGAUGAUUCCACGGACUGCGUCUUCAAGAAGUGGGCCGUGCAGGUUCGAUUGAACGCGAGCGAGGCGCCCUCCGAUGGUCCGGUGAGCUGCUGGCAGUAUCCCAUGUUCUGCGAGCAGGUGUGGCACACGGUGCCGACCACUUGUGCAGACAUGUACCGCUCCGGUCAUUCGGGGAGUUUCGAGGGGCUGCAGAGGUGCGACGUUCAUGUCAUCUGGAGCGAGGAGCUGUACCAGCUGCGUCUGCGAGAGGAGUGUCAAGAUCCUGCUGCGGAUUCUCCGUACACAGCGGAUCCCAUCUGGGUCACAUCAGUGUUCGGGCGCGCCCUGCCGGCGGAGAAUGUUGAGAACCUGACGGCUUUUCCGUUUCUGGCAGGACACAAUGUCUCUGUGGCCCUUGACUGGGAUGCUGGUGAAGCGAACGACUGCGUGUUCACAGGAUGGGAGUUGGAGUUGCGACCCGUAGAUGGCGAGUGGUUCUUGGCAGAGGAAUGCAUCAGCUCGCUCUACGAGGAUGUGAACUGCACUGUCACAGAAGGCCUGCUGUCCGAGACCACCUAUGACACAAGGGUGCGCUCCUACUGCCUCGACCUGCUGUCGAAGGGCAACUGGACGGAAGUGCUUGAACUGGCCGGACAGGCAUCUACGCUGAAACUUGCUCAGUCCUCUGGCAAGCCUUCGAGUAAGAGCAGCCUGCUCGAGUUCACAACGCCGGCCAUCCCAGCCGAUCCGUAUCAGCGCAUUCACAACCCCUCCUUCAGCUUACCACCCAUGAGCAUUGCCAAUGCCCUCAGCCCGGAUCCAUGGGACUGUGCCUUCGUGGCCUAUGUGGGCGAGCUUAGCGAGGCCGAGGUCUGUGCAGAAGCCAUGAACACCACCCUGACGUUGAACCCGGAUGCCGUCCGGAGUGUGCAAGUGGUGUUCCGCUCAGAGACGCACGCUCAUGUGAACUUCAUAUCUGGGGAUCAGCCGGGCGACUGCAACGCAGAAGAUUGGCUCUUCGAGUACUACAACGAGUCAUGGCAGUUCGCGGCCUUCUGCACCCGGAUGCCUGGUGCACGAACUCCCCAGCAGUGCCAUCUCGACUUGAGCAUGCUGGAUGAGGAGAGGGAAUACUGGAUGAGGGUCCAGGAGCUCUGUGUUGGCGGCCUCCAGGCGCCCCACGUGAACUUCACGCUGCCUGCUUGGGAGGCCAGCAGGGCUUUGAAGAAUCAGCUUGGGCUUCAUGACACAAAGACAGUCUCGCGCAGCUCAAGGCAUAGCAGCUAA